AAAGGCGAUAGCAUGUACGACGCCCUGGAAGGUGAUGGCUGCUGCUGGUUGGCUGCUCGCCGAGCCGCCGGCGGUCUGCCUCUUGGAAUUCCAGGUUCAGUACCUCGGCGAAGCAGUUGCCACGGUAGCCGGAGAGGCAAGGAGCGGCCGACGCAGAAAAGAACGGCUGUCUUCGUACGCGGUAGAAGCGGGUCCGCGUCCUAUUCGCCACGAGCAUUCGCACGAACGACGCGCGUUUUUUUUCCUUCCUCCUGAUCGAAGCCGUGCAAUGCGUUCGAGCCAAGUUGCCAUCUAACGGCUGAGACACGUGACCUUAGAGUACAUGCGCUGAAUCGAGGCACCCGUUCCUCUCCUCGCUCCCAUUGGUGUAAAAUGCCCCUCGUUCUCAUUGGCCGAAAAGAAGUCGUGCGAAUAAUUCGUUCCGAGGCAGGCUCAGUCGGCAGCAGCAGCACCACCGACGGCGCUCGCGUCGGUACUCCUUUUUCGACGGAUCCAAUUCCGAUGCGACAACGCAGGAGAUGACAGAUCCGUGCCCUUUCCCCUUCUCUUUCUCCCCACCCCACUCCCUCAGUCCGCCUCUUCGCCUCUCCGUCUCCCCAGUUCCGAGCCUCCAGCUGACUCCUCCCCCAGCGGAAAUUCCGGCAUCCGACUGCUGUACUCUUAUCUCCUCCUUACCUGC
Molecule: messenger RNA, 679 nt
Organism: Closterium sp. NIES-67
Lineage: Eukaryota; Viridiplantae; Streptophyta; Zygnematophyceae; Desmidiales; Closteriaceae
Source: the annotation of a GenBank genome assembly